This is a messenger RNA of Gossypium raimondii (Peruvian cotton), 1196 nucleotides long. RefSeq lists its product as uncharacterized. Bases 39 to 893 code for a protein of 284 amino acids. Gene Ontology annotation, biological process: very long-chain fatty acid biosynthetic process; sphingolipid biosynthetic process; fatty acid elongation, saturated fatty acid. The record is from RefSeq and is a predicted model, not a curated record. Gene Ontology annotation, molecular function: fatty acid elongase activity. The transcript is spliced from 2 exons. Gene Ontology annotation, cellular component: endoplasmic reticulum membrane. Lineage: Eukaryota; Viridiplantae; Streptophyta; Magnoliopsida; Malvales; Malvaceae.
AACUGACGUAGUACUAGAGUAGUAAAGGCAGCAGCAAGAUGGAAGUUCCCUUUUUCCCAACCCUUUUCUCCUGUAUCAAAGACUUGGUGGUGCAACAAGCCUUGUUCUCAACCUUGGAGGAUUGGCUAGUGAAGCAUCCCAAAAUCCUCCAGUUUUCAUGGGAAAAUGGCCAAACACCAGCCUCCUCUCAUCGCUUCCUCACCCUCACUGUCUUGUCUUACAUCUCUUUCACCUUCGUUCUCUCCCAACUAUCUCGCCCUUCACUUUCACGUCCACUCCUCAAAUCAAUCGCAGCCGUCCACAACAUCUUCCUCCUUACCCUUUCUUUCAUCAUGGCCCUGGGUUGCCUCGUUUCCAUCUUCUCCCAGGUGCCUAACUUCAACACCCUCGUUUGCUUCCCUAGGGGUACAUCCCCAUCGGGCCCUCUCUUUUUCUGGGCAUACAUCUUCUACCUCUCCAAGAUUGUUGAAUUCAUGGACACCCUUUUGAUCAUCCUCAGCGGAUCCAUGAAGAGGCUAUCCUUCCUUCACGUCUACCAUCACUCCAUGGUGGUCAUCAUGUGUUAUAUUUGCUUAGACAGUGCUCAGUCCUCCGUACCCAUGGUGCUGAUCACCAACUGCGUGGUGCAUGUCGUAAUGUACACCUAUUACCUGUUGUGCACCCUGGGGAUGCACCCCAAGUGGAAGAAAAUGGUGACGGAUUUUCAACUAGUGCAGUUCCGGUUAAGCUUUUUGAUCAUGGCCAUGCUUGUGUUCUACCACUUCACUGCUUCUGGCUGCUCUGGGAUUCUGAGUUGGUGUUUCAAUGGAGCCUUCAACGUCUCUCUUCUCUACUUGUUCUCAGACUUUCAUGCCAAGAGUUACUCCACCAAUGCCAAGGUCUUCAAGGAGUGAUUCAGUUCAAGCUCAUGAAUCUGGUAUAGAAUCUUAAUCGUGAAAGCUGGUAUUGUCAAACCAAGGAGGAUGGAGUUCAUGUUCCAUUUAUUUUAUUGAUUGAAUGAAUAAGUACGUAGGAUAAAACAUUUGUGUACCUCUUUCCAAGGCUUUUGUGAGUUGAGCCUUAUUGUUUGAUAGUUGAAAUUCGAGGGACGGUUUUAUUUGGUGAAUGUUUCGGAGUUUCCGAAAUUCUAUGGUCGAGUUUUAUUAUCACUUUAGCUGGUAUUUCAAGUUAACUUCGUGAUCAACUUUUAAGGAUGA